CGUUCAACGCGCUACGAGUGUUCAACGCGCUACGAGCGUUCGGCGCGUUACGAGCGUUCGGCGCGCUACGAGCGUACGGCGCGCUACGAGCGUUCGGCGCGCUACGAGCGUUCGGCGCGCUCAAGGUCACAAGCGCAGAUCGCCUACCUGCUCUCCUGCUUGCCCGUUGA
This is a messenger RNA of Closterium sp. Naga37s-1, 170 nucleotides long. NCBI's taxonomy places the organism in Eukaryota, Viridiplantae, Streptophyta, Zygnematophyceae, Desmidiales, Closteriaceae. The record is from the annotation of a GenBank genome assembly.